This is a messenger RNA of Fusarium graminearum PH-1, 453 nucleotides long. RefSeq lists its product as uncharacterized. Lineage: Eukaryota; Fungi; Ascomycota; Sordariomycetes; Hypocreales; Nectriaceae. The transcript has 3 exons. The record is from RefSeq and is a predicted model, not a curated record. The coding region runs from base 1 to 453 and encodes 150 amino acids.
AUGAUGGAAUCUGCAGAUGAGAAGCCGCCAGUCUUGAAUUACAUCCUCAGCUUUAUUCUAGUAGGCCUCGCAUGGGGCUUUACGACCCCUUUCAUCCGACGCGCCGCGCAAUCGCAUAAUCCACCUGCUCAUCCUGUACUCGAGAGCCCAUCUGUCCAGUCUAGCUGGCUCAAGUCCAAGGUCUACGGUGCCUUCUUUGGUGUCGUUGACUUGUUGAAGAACCCUCGCUAUGCAAUCCCGUUGGUUCUUAACCUUACGGGAAGUGUGUGGUUCUUCCUGCUCAUUGGACAGGCUGAACUAAGCUUGACGGUUCCUAUUGUAAAUACACUGGCGUUUGUCUUUACCGUUCUUGGUGACUGGUAUGUUGAUGGUAAAGUUAUCAGUAAAGAUACCGCUGCUGGGAUGGCUCUAAUGUUGGUCGGAAUUGGCUUGUGUGUUCAAAGUAAGCGUUAG